Linum trigynum is the source of this 7067-nucleotide messenger RNA. NCBI's taxonomy places the organism in Eukaryota, Viridiplantae, Streptophyta, Magnoliopsida, Malpighiales, Linaceae. The record is from the annotation of a GenBank genome assembly.
AUUCACAUUUUCAUAUUUGAUUCGAGAAAUUGAUAGACUCGUACGAUACCGUUAUACACUAAAGUUUCAAAAGAAUAAUUUUUAUUGAUAAAGGAAAAGAGAGAAGUAGUGAAGGUUCAAAUCAACUAGACAUUAUUCAAAUAAAAAAAAUUAUCAGCGACUUCCAACCACAAACUUACUUGCAGAUUCACCAUUAGAAUUUUCCCGAUUUUCUUAUUAGUAGUUUAUGAGGAGAUAAGAGGAUGAAACGUAAAAGGAACUGCCAUUUUAUUAUAGAUUGCAAUGCUUAUAUCACUUUUUUAUUUUUAUUUUAGGGUUUGAAAGUUUUUUUUUUUAAUAAGGGUUUUAUUAGGUUUUGAAAGUUGGUCACCUUUUUUAUCAAAUUCCUUUUCAUUCUCCCGUGGGGCUUGACCAUUUCUUUCAUUUUAUGACUCACGCUUAGCUAAUGUGACUGCAAAAUACAUCAGAUAUCUCUGCACAUAUUAAUGACUCGAAGAUAGACAAAGACCUAUAAUUUCCCAACAAGCAACAGUGAGUUCACCCUCCAUUAAAGAACUUUUUUCUUCCUUCCUCCUCUGUUUCUUACUUCAUUUGCUUCUUGCUCUCCUGCCAUUUCCUUGGUAUUAAACCCCUUACACAUUGGCAUCUGUUUCUCCAGCUUUGCUAGUGAGAAAGCAGUCAUGAAAGAGCUAGAGGGUAUCUGGGCUACCUUCUGUGGUGUUUCUGAGUGUUCAUCCAGCUAUGGUGGUGCAAUGAACAAAUGCAGCAGUUCACCAUCAUCGAGCUUCCAAGCUCUCAUCAAUCCGUACUCAUGCAUCAAUCACCUAUUAGUAAUCUGUGUUCAAAUCCUGCUCUUUCUUAUUCUCUUCUCCAUAUUCAUAGCCAGAAUUUACCAGAGAAAUAAGCUUGUUGACCCACCAAGUAACUGGAUUUCGACCUCUCCAUUGAUUAGCACUUCAGCCAUUCUCAACGGAAGCUUGAGUUUGGCUUACUUGGGUUGGGGAAUAUGGAUGUUCUUUUCAGAACUUGAUAAAGAUGGCUGCUUUUCUCCACUUCAUGGAUCAUGGUUAGUGUUGAUCUUCCAAGGCUUCACAUGGCUGCUGCUGAAUCUGGCAGUCAGCUUGAAGAGUCUGCUCACUUCAUAUGCCACAGCUAUUAAAGUUUGUUUGAUCCUCAACUUCCUUCAUUCUGGAUUUCUUUGUGUAAUUUCACUGGGGGAGGCUGUUCGAAACGAUUCGGUCUCAGUUCAGUUGGUUCUGGACAUGCUGUGCUUUCCUGGAUCCAUUCUGUUUCUUGUAUGUACUCUCAAGCCAUCUGUCAGUGUUCAAGGAAUCAGCCAUGGUGGUGAUGGUUCCUGUGAGGAGCCUUUGCUUCGAGGCAAUGCAGAAGCUGAUGAUCAAAAUGUGACUCCUUUUGCCAAAGCUGGAAUUUUCAGCAGAAUGACAUUUUGGUGGCUGAACCCAUUGAUGAGAAAGGGUAAAAACAAAUUACUUGAUGAUCAAGAUAUCCCCUUUCUACGAGAGGAUGAUCGAGCCGAGUCUUGUUACUUAGUUUUGAUGGGUCACCUGAGGAAGAACACACAGAAAGGAUCUCCUGCAAUGUUAAAAGCGAUCAUUUCCUGGCAAUGGACAGGCAUUUGGGUUUCUGGGAUCUGGGCUUUGAUCAAGAUUCUCACUUUAUCCACAGGCCCACUCUUCCUGAAAUCCUUUGUUGAACUUGCUCAAGGCAAAGAAGCCUUUAAGUACCAAGGCUAUGUCCUGACUCUAGUACUCUUCCUAGCAAAAUGCUUGGAGUCUUUGUCAGAAAGGCAGUGGUACUUCGAAACAAGGCUGAUUGGGAUCCAAGUGAGAUCCAUGUUGUCUGCAGCAAUUUAUCACAAGCAACUGAAGCUCUCCACUGCAGCCAAAGCCAGUCACUCUUCAGGAGAGAUAGUGAACUAUGUGACGGCUGAUGCUUACAGAAUCGGCGAGUUCCCAUAUUGGUUUCAUCAGAUUUGGACGACGACAUUUCAGUUGUGCCUUGCACUGGUGAUCAUCUACUCUGCUGUCGGCUUGGCAACUGCUGCAGCUGUGCUUGCCAUCUUGCUUGUAGUCCUCCCAACAUACCCUAUGAUAAAAUGGCAGCACAAGUACCAGACAAACCUGAUGUCAGCACAGGACAAGAGGCUGAAGGCAAUCUCCGAGGCCUUGGCUAAUAUGAAGGUCUUGAAGCUGUAUGCAUGGGAGAAGCAUUUUAGGAAUGUGAUACAAGGGUUGAGGAAUGAGGAGUUUGAAUGGAUAUCUGGAGUGCUUUCGGUGAAAGGUUUGCAAAUGGUCUUGUUUUGGACAUCUCCAGUUCUUGUCCCAGCAAUUACUUUCUGGGCAAGCUACCUUUUGGGUAUCCCACUCACUGCUAGCAAUGUGUUUACAACCUUGGCUAGCCUUCGGCUUCUCCAGGAGCCUAUUCGGUUGAUCCCAGAUGUAGUUGGGGUGUUCAUUGAGGCGAAGGUUUCUUUGGAUCGAAUCGUGAGGUUUCUCGAAGCGCCUGAACUUCUGAACAUAGGUGUUAAACAGAAGUUCAAUACUGUGCUUGAUCAGUCCAUAAUCAUUAGUGCCACUGAGAUCUCAUGGUAUACUGAGUUACCAUCAUCCAAGGCUACAUUGAGAAACAUUAACUUGGAGGUCAAGAAAGGUGAAAAGGUUGCGAUUUGUGGAGAGGUUGGAUCAGGGAAGUCAACCCUUUUAGCUGCUGUACUUGGAGAAGUUGCAUGGAUCAAUGGAAAGGUGGAAGUUUAUGGGAAGAUAGCAUAUGUGUCUCAGGCAGCUUGGAUCCAAACUGGAACCAUACAAGACAACAUCCUAUUUGGGUCUGCUAUGGAAAGAAUGAGAUAUCAUGAGGUUCUUGACAAGUGUUCGCUGGUAAAGGAUCUAGAGAUGCUUCCUUAUGGAGAUUUAACUCAGAUUGGAGAGAGAGGAGUGAACCUGAGUGGUGGACAGAAGCAAAGGGUUCAGCUUGCUCGUGCAUUGUAUCAGAACGCAGAUGUUUAUCUCUUGGACGAUCCUUUCAGUGCUGUUGAUGCUCAUACAGCAACUAAUCUCUUCAAUGAAUAUGUCAUGGAAGCUUUGGCUGGGAAGACAGUCUUACUGGUGACCCAUCAAGUUGACUUCCUUCCAUCUUUUGAUUCCAUUUUGCUGAUGUCUGGAGGGGAGAUAAUAAGAGCAGCUACUUAUGACCAGCUGAUGUCUUCCAGUUCAGAAUUCCAGAAACUUGUGGAUGCACACAAGAACACUGUUGGUUCAGAAAGCAAGCCUGCUGAAAAAGACUCAUCGUUGUCUUUCUCUUCUUCUACCACAAAGACUGCAACUUCUGGAGAAGAAAUACAGCGAAUUCGCGCUACUGAACAGUCAAAUGCACCUGCACAAGAUCAACUGAUAAAGCAAGAGGAAAAGGAAACAGGAGACACUGGUUUCAAGCCAUAUGUGCAGUAUUUGAACCAUGGAAAUGGGAUUCUUUACUACUCAUUGGCACUCAUAGCCCACACCAUAUUUGUACUGGGAAACCUCUUGCAGAACUAUUACUUGGCUGCAGGCAUCCAAGAUCCUAAGAUUAGCAAAGUGAAUCUGUUGGCUGUUUACUCAGCUAUUGGAGGAAUCAUGGCAGCUUUCUUGCUUGUUAGAUCAUGGCUUGUGGUUAAGUUGGGCUGUGCGACGUCAGAAUCCAUCUUCUCAAAGCUGCUAGUUUCUCUUUUCAGAGCACCGAUGUCAUUUUAUGAUUCAACACCUUUGGGAAGGAUUCUAAGCAGAGUCUCAGCUGAUAUGAGUUUAGUUGACCUUGAAAUGGCUUUCAAGUCAACGAUUGCUGUAGGAUCAACUAUGAACGCCUACUCAAUCUUUGGAGUUCUAGCUUUCAUUACCUGGCCUGUCUUGUUUGUCAUCAUUCCCUUGGUUUACCUCAUCAUAAUAUUACAGAAAUACUAUAUCGCUUCGUCCAAGGAGUUCAUGAGGAUCAAUGGGACCAGCAAGUCGACCCUAGCAAGCCACCUGGCGGAAUCGAUAGCAGGAGCAAUGACAAUCAGAGCCUUUGGAGAAGAAGAGAGGCUUUUUGCAAAGAACUUGGAGCUCAUAGACAGGAAUGCAAGUCCAUACUUCCAUAGCUUCACUGCAAACGAAUGGCUCAUCCUAAGGCUUCAGUUUGUCUGCGCAAUAAUCCUCUCUUCCACCACACUGGCCAUGGCAAUGCUUGAUCUUGGAGCUUCAGCUUCUGGAUUCAUUGGCAUGGAGCUUUCAUAUGGGCUCUCACUGAACCUCUUCCUGCUGGUUUCAAUCCAGUUUCAGUGCUUGGUUUCAAACCUGAUAAUCUCAGUAGAAAGGCUGGAGCAAUACACUUACAUCGAUAGUGAAGCUCCAGAAGUCAUGCCCUCCAACAGGCCUGAACCAAACUGGCCUACCAUUGGCAAGGUGGAAGUCACCAAUUUAAAGGUGAGGUACCGCCCAAAUUCACCACUAGUCCUUCAAGGAGUAAGCUUCACAGUUGAAGGAGGGCACAAAAUUGGGAUAGUUGGAAGGACAGGAAGUGGGAAGACAACCCUAAUCAGCGCCUUGUUCAGGCUAGUGGAGAUCGAACCAGAAGGAGGGAAGAUAGCCAUAGAUGGGAUCGACAUUUCCCAGAUCGGACUCCAUGAUUUGAGGUCUCGUCUAGCCAUAAUCCCUCAGGAUCCCACGCUCUUCGUUGGUACUGUGAGGUACAACCUCGACCCUUUAUCAGAACACACGGACGAAGAGGUGUGGCAGGUCCUGGAGAAAUGCCAUCUGAAGGAAGCCAUUGCUGAAAAACAAGAGGGUUUGAAUGCUCCAGUGGCACAAGAAGGGAGCAACUGGAGUAUGGGGCAGAGGCAGCUGUUUUGCCUUGGAAGAGCGAUACUGAAGAGGAGCAGGAUUCUGGUGCUGGACGAAGCAACAGCUUCCAUUGACAACACCACGGAUGCCAUCCUCCAGAGAACAAUAAGAACUGAGUUUGAGGAUUGUACAGUCAUCACAGUGGCGCACAGGAUCCCUACUGUCAUGGACUGCCACAAAGUGCUUGCUAUAAGUGAUGGGAAAGUGGUGGAGUAUGAUGAGCCGAUGGAGCUGAUGAAGCGAGAGAGUUCGUUGUUUGCACAACUUGUGAAGGAGUAUUGGUCGCGUACAUCGGACAACAUCAUUGUAUGAAAUGUGUGCUAAUGAGUGUUUGUUGUGAACUUGUGAUGUUAAAUGUGCAUCAUUAUCAUGUUAUGUAUUGAUAGAGGCAUAGUUGGUUCGGUUAGACGGUCCAAGCCGGAUCCCAAACCCAACUAAAAAUAUUGUCAGCAGAGAGUGAAAGAAAAUUUUCUUUAUAUAUUUGGAUAUUGAAGUCAGAUUAUUAUGAAGAAUUAAUAAGUCAAAAUUCUAAUUUCAUCUUGUUCUUCGUUUCACACAUUUAUCUUCUUCUUCCCUAAAUUCUCAUAUUUUCUUUAAUCAAACUACCUCAAUCACUAGCUACACAUCAUUCAUCCAUUAUGUAUCGAGAUUCGAGACCCAAACUGAUAUGAAUUGUCAAUUAUCACAAAAUUAUAUAACAUUUGUUGUAUUGUAUAUCGUUAUUGUAUAUCUAUUAUAUUUUUUUAACAAUUUGACUCACCAAUGGGAAAUUUAAAAUCUGUGUUCAAGAAUGUACAAACUGCAUGGUUUCGUUGGUUGAAGCCUAAUAAAGGACAAAAUCAUAAGCCCACCCAUUUCGAUGGGUCCUAAUUAGAGCCGAACAUAUAAGAAGUGGUUUGACGUUUGAUUCAGUGAAAAUUCGUUUGACAUCUGGUUGACUAGUGAGCUGAUCUUUCUUCAAUUUGUGAGGCUCGUGAGCCAAUUUGAUUUAGUGCUUUGUUGAGUUCAACUCGUGAGUUGGUUUGUUUUGAGCUUAUAAACUUGCUCGACAACGUGGCUUGCGAAACAGCUCGACUAGGAGUUUACGAGAGAAUUUAUUUGUAGCGUAUUUUGGUUGUUGAUGAUUUGUUUGUUUAUUAGUUAUAUAUCACAUUACAUAUAUGAUGUUUAAGACUUUGAGUAUGUAAGAAAAUAUGUCUUAUUUAUAAUCUAAAAGAUAAAUUGUGUUUGAUAGAUUGGUUAGAUGUUAAUUACUAUUAAAUAAACAUUAUAUGAACUAGUUAAAAUUUAAGAAAUUUGAUAUGUAUAUAGACACCAAAUCAAUCAAUGAUGAAAUUUGAGAUGUUAUUAAUUUUUUAUCUUGACCUUUUUAGCAGAGAGGAAGAGUGAGUUCUUCUUCAUCCGUCUUGUAAUGUUCUUCUAUCUUACACAUGUAUAAUGUUGGGAAAACAUAGAUGAGCCCAUCAAAGUCAAAAGUCUGAUGGGCUUGAAGCCCAUUAAUGGCCCGUUGGGGCAUGACCUAGGUGACACCAACGGUAAAGGGGCGCAUGACGACAAAAUAGGCUCGUGGACAAGGAAGUACGGCUGAGAAAGGUCGGGGAAGCGCCACGUAGGCAGAUGGUCCCCCCAUGCGCCCUGACGAUAGAGCCGGACGACGCGCCACGUGUAGGCGCUCGGAUGUUGGACCAGACCAGGCAUUUAAUGCUGGGCUGACGUAAGGCUGGGUGACAGGAGUUGGUCGGAGCCUGGUCGGAAGCUCAAGUAGUAUAAAUAGCACUCGGUAGGUGGCAUUUAAGCAGGUCGGUUUCUCUCACUAAGGUCACUUAUUGCACUUAUCUCUCUAGAAUCACUACUGACUUGAUCGUCGGAGUGCUAACGGGCGGGUUUAGCCCUCUAGGCGCUAGUCUUGUAGGGUCUGGGGGCCUGCUUUGGAGGGAAACGGUGCGUUUGGCAGAGAGAAGUAUUGUGGCUCGAACAUAUAAUAUAUGACAUAUAAAUAUUUGGACAUUUAUGCUAUAAUUUUUUAUAGAUUAGUCUAGAGUUUCAAUUAUUUAGAAUGAUAAUUAGCUGAGUUUAGAUCGAAACUGUGUGGGAAUUGAUGAGUCAAAGUGGAGUAAAACUCGUGAACUCGUAAUAAGUCGAAAUCAUAUCAAACACGAGUCAAAGAUUCUAUAGUAAACUUAAUCUGAAUUA